Caenorhabditis sp. 36 PRJEB53466 is the source of this 1628-nucleotide messenger RNA. Lineage: Eukaryota; Metazoa; Nematoda; Chromadorea; Rhabditida; Rhabditidae. The record is from the annotation of a GenBank genome assembly.
AUGAAUGAUCCGAUGGACUCGCUCUCCAAUGAGGAAUUCGAAAUUAUCGAUACGGAAGACGGUGAGCUUAUGUUUUAAGUUUCGAAUUUGCAUUCGAACGCACGAAUUUCUGUUCAAUUUUAACUUUCCAAUAAUUUAUUCAAUCGAUUAAUCCCACCUUUUUUCAAAGUAUCAAUUUGCAUCAUUAUUUCGCAAUUUCGCAAUCUCGCCACUUUCAGCUGAAACAGAAGACCGAGAGGAUCAAUGCUGGAGCAUCCAACAAAGCAUCAAGAUAGAGCCGGUAUCCAUCCAGAUUGCCAGUCUUCCAUCUGCUCGCUCUUUGUCUCCGGACGGAUUGAAAGCCCCGGAAUCUUUGAUCGAGAAAGUGGCAACGCCGUUGGCAACUCUCAUCGAGUCUCCGCUUCUGACCGAGACUCUGAAAGAGAACACGCCAAUGUCCACUCCGCUCGCAUCUCUUAUCAAUCCACUCACUCGUGGAGAACCCACUCUUCAGAAUAUGUCCAUCGUCACCGAAACCAUGUGCUCUGGUAAGCCACGUUUUUACAUUAGGUUUGUUUUACUCUAGUUUUUCACAGCUUCAGCGUCAUUGGUCAACGUGGCAGAUGUUGAAUCGACAGAGGCGGCUCUCAGAACUUCCCUUCUGUUAGUCGGAGAACUGAAAACUCAAUUGAACGCACAAGCAUCGAAAAUUGCCGAACUGGAGCAGAACGACGCCAUCAACAAGGAAAUCUGUAAGCUGGAAGCCUUGACACUCUUGAAAGAAAAAUCUGAUUUGGAGAAUGAUGUGAGUUUUACCUUUAUAAUUUCGUUUAAAUUUGAUUGGUUCAGUCUGCAUCAGAGAAACUCAAGUUGAAUGAGAAGAUCAAAAACUUGAAAAACGAGAUCGAGCUCAAAGUGAAGGAGUCGGUCGCUAGUGCAGAAAGAGUCAUUACCGAGAAAGACUCGGCGAUCGAGCAGCUCAAAGUGCAGUUGGCUCAGAGUCAGCAGGUGGCUGAACUGUGGAAACAGAGUUCUGAGAAGAAUAGCAUUGUAUCGUACAGUGACUCGAAGACGGCCGUCGAUAGACUUCUGGAGGAGAACUCGAAACUGAGAGAGCAGAUUGACCUGGAACUGGCCCGUCGUCUCGAGGAGUCCGAUUACCGUGCGAUGGCUGAAGCGCAGUUGAACGAAGCGAGAGGAGGCCGCGCAUUCGACCCUCCGGCCUCUUUGAUUGCUCGUCAGUUGGCCGAUAAAACCGAUUAUUCGGUCAGACUUGAAGAAGAGGUUUGCAUAUACUUUUAUGUUUGAUACUUGCAAAUAUAAGUUUAAGAUUGUGAAGUUGCGAAAGGAACUGGAAGCUGCUCGCGAAGAUCUGAAAAAGGCGAAGGAAGAAUCGAGCAACAAGGACCAAAUAGUCACAACCUUGCAUGAGGUGUGUUCUUUUGCUACCGUUUUGUGGGACCUCUUUGUAUAAAAAAAACCAGCUUCAGGAUCAGCAGGAGAGCACCAGAAUGCUCGUUUCGAACGAGCAGGUCAUCAGCAAUCUCAAGCAGAAAUGCCGUCAGCUCGGUAUUUUCGAUGACUUCUCCUGUUCUGGUAAACAUGUGAAUGAGUUCAAUUAAAUCGCAUUUCAUUUGCCAGGUCCCUAA